Thyridium curvatum is the source of this 2568-nucleotide messenger RNA. RefSeq lists its product as uncharacterized. The record is from RefSeq and is a predicted model, not a curated record. The transcript has a single exon. Bases 1 to 2568 code for a protein of 855 amino acids. NCBI's taxonomy places the organism in Eukaryota, Fungi, Ascomycota, Sordariomycetes, Thyridiales, Thyridiaceae.
AUGGAUACAGGCAUUGCUUACACGUCUUUGUUCGGCGUUGGGCUCGGUGCGGCUGAAGCUCAAGAGCACAUCCGCCAGGAGGGAAAGAAGACGAACCCGACGACCAAACCAGAAACACCGCAGCCGUGGACCGCCACAAGAUGUCAUCGCCUGCUACGCCCGCUACUCUCCCAUGUUGCCGCACUCAGGAAGGAGGUUUCUCGUAAACCCACAGAUCCGGCGCCAGACACAAGCAGCGCCAAUUUGAAGCGGGCAAAUCCAGCUCGAGACGAGCCACCACCACGCAAAAGGCUUCGUUACACGUACUCUUCAAGGACAUCCCGGAAGGAGCGACAUGUCCAGGUUCGCGUCAUCACCGGCAAUCCCAGUGUCUCCAAAAAUCGCAGUGCUACAGGUCCAGACCUUCGGGACACGAUCUUACCGACGCCGGUGGUUCGCAGAGUCAGAGGACAGCUCGUCUCGUCACCCAUUCAGCCAAGCACUGCCUCGACUGGUGCCCUUCCCGAUCAAGGAGCCAAACGUAUCUACUCAGGCUUGUCGGCUCGGGAUGCGUUCCAGGCUGAGCUCUCACAGCUUCGGAAGCAAGUGUCCUCUUCGAAAUAUUCUCUCUAUGAGUCGAUAUUCAGAGCUCUGGAAGCUCUGCUACGGACGACGCGGCAACAAGAUUCAGCACCGAGAUCAAAAUCACUCAUGAGCAUGUGUCUGCGCAGAGUCCCCGACCUCAUCACGGAGCUCGAGCAAUGGGAACAGGAGGAGGCGGAAGCCAAUGGUACCAAGUCCGCCAUCCUCAGCUCAAAGGUGUCGUCUGAAAUCUACGAGGAUCUGGAAUCCAUGGGGGCAGUGAACGGUUGGAGUCACCUACGAAAUGUUGUUCGGGGGCACGGCACCAGGAUCAUCAAGGAUGCGAUAGCAGAGGGCCUGUUGAAUUUCACCUUCUGCAAGCUGCUCGUCAAACUCUGCGAGAAUUCGGCUGCGUAUAUCGAGGCAGAAACUAUCCUUGAAGCAAUGGCCAAUAUACAGUAUCCCGAACCCUCAGCAGCUGAGAGCACGUUCAGCAAGGCUGGGCCCAUGGCACCGCUGCGCGUCUUCAUCGACUAUUCCAACAGCACAGGCCGGCGAGCUGCUCUAUUCAGAACUCUUGAGCAACUUCUCACCACCGGCCUGAUACCGGCUACGUGGUUAAUCACACCGGCAUUCGCGGCUAUCUGGUCUAUCGUCGCACGAGCGCUUACAACUUCUUCAACCUCUCGAGAGGCAAUCAGCUUUGCAGCAACAAUGCUCUCCAUGCUGACAGCACAAAACCCUAGUAUCGCUACGGCGCUGACCAAGAAAGACCCCAAGCUUGUUUCGCGACAAGUCUUGACGGCUGCACUGGCAUUGCUUACUUCGAUGGUCAUACUCGGACAAGAAACCCUAGUCGAGUAUCCCGAGAUCAGGUCAAGUCACAAGAUCCAGGCCAUUUCCAAACGGGUACUCUAUACAAUCCAGACGAGCUUGAGCGAUACAAGCACCCGGAGGCGAGAAGAUAUCAAAAUCAAGCGGUAUAUCUUACAUCAUUGCUUAUUCUUUAUGAGACACCCAGCACACAUCAGUUUGGUCACACACGACGAUUCAUACAGCAAAGUCAUCCACAGAUGCUGGGAGGAGGCAUUACAGGAAGGGACUGCUGGCAGUCGCUGGACGCAGCGGUAUGAUGCAGUGAUAGACCUGGUCAGCUCUAUUGCAAACUGCUGUGGACGGGCGUCAUCAGCUACGUCCGCACAUACCUAUCUGGCACAAGUCUGCACACGUCUCACUAGCAUAGCAGGGCUUGAUAACCAUCUCAAGCAGUUACGUGCAGAUGCGGCCUUCUCCCUUGCCGACCGGACUGGGGACAUGAGAGAUCUUGCAUUCGCUGAGGGUUUGGAAACGAGGAGAACUCCGGCGCGUUCGAGGGAUGACAGGCCACCGAGCUCUCGCAAUGCACUCUUUUCGGGGUACCGCUGGGAAGGAGGGCUUAGUGAAUGGGUCACAGCCACUCCACUGGUCAGGAAGACGAGUAUUGUGCCUGCGCGAGCAUUAUGCCAACUGUCUCCGUCCUGUAGCAGCUCGGAGCAUUCUGUGGCAGCAACUCCACGAAGUAUGCAGAAGUAUGAAACCGAAUCACCCUCGGCCUCUCUUCAGGACGACAAUGAAAUAUCGGAUGAGGAGGAUGGUCAAAUCAGCGCCGCUGAUAACGGUUCUGAUGAUGACGACGACAGCUCUGCGACGGAGGAUGAGACGACGCAGAAGCAUCAGACAGGGAGCCGUCGUCAUGCCCCGGUAAGUCGGCCGCAGAGGCAGAAGCAGACACGCAUGGGCAGCACGAGAAGGUCGGGCGCAACAGGUCUUUUGAGUCUACUCCCUGAUGACGAGCUGGGCAUGGAGCAGGAGAACCGCUAUCAUGCGGCCAAGAAGCCCAAGAAUCAGGCAAGCAAGGGCCGUCAAAAGCUGUCGUCGCUGCACGCCAAGAGCCGCCCUCCCCUCAGGAGCUUGAGCAACCUGGUUGGCGGCGACGGCCAAGACAGCGAUGACGAGCUGGGGAUGUGA